This is a messenger RNA of Didymosphaeria variabile, 654 nucleotides long. RefSeq lists its product as uncharacterized. The transcript has a single exon. Lineage: Eukaryota; Fungi; Ascomycota; Dothideomycetes; Pleosporales; Didymosphaeriaceae. Bases 1 to 654 code for a protein of 217 amino acids. The record is from RefSeq and is a predicted model, not a curated record.
AUGGACCAAAACCAGAUCUGGAUUAUCCUCGCCGUUGUCCUUGGCAGCUUGGUCCUCGCGCUGGUCGUAGUCCUGGCUCUCUUCUGCUGCAGACGAUCAAAGAGACGAGUGCGAGGUUUCUCUUUCCGGGCCGUGACGCCCUUGCCUGACGCCGAAUUCGAAUCGUGGCGUCGACCGAGCCAAUACACCCAACGACCGCAGAAGUACGGCAUUCGGCCCGCUCCACCGCCUCCUGUACGCACCACCAGGAGUCCUGUCAUGCUUGAGAAGGACUUCGAUGACUUCGAUGGUCCACGCACGCCUUCUCCUCAUGACUAUCCUUCUCUCGAAUAUCCUAUGAGUCCGAUCCGUAAACCAGAACGUGUUCGACGAAAGUCUAGUGCUACUUCUUCGCUUGCGGACAGACCACCCACGCCAUAUUCACCUUCUUCCAAGACGAGCGAGUUCCCUCGUGAGUCCUUCUCAUCACGAAAGUCCUACGGAGGAAGCCCUCGCAUUCAUUAUCCGUCAAUGUCAGAGGCAUCCGCGUUCAACUUCGACAUCAAAGACAUGAGCUUUGACUCCAACAAGUUCGAUCCAGUUCGACCUUCAACACAUUCGGAUCGCCCUCUGAACCUUUCCUACGAGAAACCAUCUUAUCUCGAACAGUUGUGA